Messenger RNA from Scatophagus argus, 1282 nucleotides. It is a transcript of the gene pttg1ipa, whose product is annotated as PTTG1 interacting protein a. Lineage: Eukaryota; Metazoa; Chordata; Actinopteri; Scatophagidae. The record is from RefSeq and is a predicted model, not a curated record. Gene Ontology annotation, biological process: protein import into nucleus. Gene Ontology annotation, cellular component: nucleus; cytoplasm. The transcript is spliced from 7 exons. The coding region runs from base 166 to 669 and encodes 167 amino acids.
GUAAUGAGCGUGCGUCAGGAUCCAGCGUUUGGUUCCUUCUCGGCAAGUUCACUUGUCGAGUUUCAGCGGACGAGCAGAGCGGACACAACAUUUCUUCUUUUUUUGUGCUCGUAGGCGAAAAAUCUGCGAAAUAACAUCUGGAAUAAAUUGCGUUUGAGCAGUCGGAUGAUGGAUUCACGGAUUAUUGUCUCCGCUCUCUUACUUUUCCUCAGUUUGGCGACAGUUUUCGCCCAGACUUCCGCACCUAACAAAGCUUGUGAGGAAAAGAAUGGGACCAGCUGUGAGGAAUGUCUUUCAAACGUGACGUGCUUGUGGUGUAUCAAAACUAAGUCGUGUGUAACAUAUCCAGUGAAGACCAUCCUUCCACCGCAUGCACUCUGCCCAUUGAAUGAUGCACGCUGGGGGCUCUGCUGGAUGAACUUCCAGACGUUGAUAAUUACCUUAGCAGUGAUUGGUGGCAUUCUCAUCAUUGCUUUCCUGGUCUGCCUGUUCUGCUGCUGCAAGUGUGAGAACAUUGGAUCCAAAAGGUUCGAGGCCAAGAUGCAGCGACAGGCCAAUAAGACGAAAACAAAGCAGGAAGAAAGGAAGGCGGAGAUGAGAGAGAGGCAUGAAGAAAUCAGGAGGAAAUAUGGACUAAGUGGGCCAAAUCCAUAUUCCAAAUUUGCAUGAGAUGGGAGAUUCUGUGAACUGAGACGUACAUCAUUACCCUUCUGUUUUCUCCUGAACUCUGUCCUCUGACAGACAUCAACAACCUGUCCUAUGGUUUUGAAAGUAGAUUUGAUUAAUGUAAACUAUAACUAAGGUUGUGACCAACGGCUGGAAUAGACGCAUGUAGCAGCACUGUUCUUCAAGACUACAGAAGUCUAUCCUGUAGCCUCUGUCAACUAUUUAUAAGCUUAAGACUUAAGCUUAAAUGUACAGAAUGGAAGGGAUUUAGUUUGGUCCUGUUGCAUCUGAAAUUUUCAGAUUUUACCUUCCAGUCCUCCGUGUUGCUGCUGACUUAGAGAUAUACUUAGAAAUUAGAACCUAUUUUUGUACUUAUUGUGAUUUUCUUCUCUUGUUUCAAACUGACUAACUCCUGUUCUGAAAUCUACUUGUUGCAGGCAAUUUUGCUGUUAUUGUUGGUUAUCGAAAUAAAAUCUUCAGCUUUUCUCUAAAUUUAUAGGGUAAUGAUUAACUUUGGUUGAAUAUGGAUAGUCAGAUUGAAAUCUGUAUGAGUUACAGUUUCCUGUGUAUCCUGUAAUGAUGAAUAUAUCUAAUAAAUGACUGCAUUGAUAAUUAA